Selaginella moellendorffii is the source of this 1834-nucleotide messenger RNA. Its product is annotated as pentatricopeptide repeat-containing protein At4g02750-like. Gene Ontology annotation, molecular function: RNA binding; protein binding. The transcript has 2 exons. NCBI's taxonomy places the organism in Eukaryota, Viridiplantae, Streptophyta, Lycopodiopsida, Selaginellales, Selaginellaceae. Bases 113 to 1783 code for a protein of 556 amino acids. Gene Ontology annotation, biological process: RNA modification. The record is from RefSeq and is a predicted model, not a curated record.
GAGAGAUUCGCCGUCGACAAAGUCGAUCGUUCCCAGCUCCAUCCCGACUACGCUUUUGAGGAGGCUGAUGUUUACAUUCUCAAGAAGAAAUGCUAGAGACUCGUAAAGGAAGAUGAUGAACGCUGCCAAGUUGGCGUUGAUCAAUCCCGUCGCGUUGAUAGAUUCGUGCACAAGCCUUUCGAUGACACGCCAGGUUCGCUCUCGAUUACGCCACCUUCUAAGCAGUGACACGCACCUUUCGAACAAGCUCCUCCAGAAAUAUGCCAAGCUCGGCAGCCUUGAAGAAGCCUGGGAGUUCUUCCAAACGAUCACUUGCAAGGACGUUUGCUCUUGGGUGGUGAUGCUGUCGACUUAUGCCCAGACGGGGCAGCUGCUACAAGCGAAGCAGAUCUUUGACGCCAUGGAACAGUGGGACUUGUAUGCCUGGACGGCAAUGCUCACAGCUUAUUCUCGCAACGGGCAUCUGGACGAAGCAAAGCAAGUGUUUGAUUCCAUGCAAGAGAGAAACAUGGUUUCCUGGAACGCCCUUCUCGCGGCUUAUGCUCAGCGAGGACUUGUCGGCGAGGCCAAGAACAUCUUCGAUUCAAUGCCAGAGAGGAACUUGAUUUCCUGGACGAGCAUGGUGGUGACUUACGCGAAGAAGAACUGCAUCGACGAAGCUAGAGCUUGCUUCAUCCAGAUGCCGGAGCGGGAUUUAGUUUCCUGGUCGGCGAUGCUCGCUGCAAACACCGAGAACGAUCAUCUGGAAGAAGCAGAGAAGCUGUUUCACGGUGUUCCGGAGAGAGAUAUCGUUUCGUGCUCGACGAUGCUAUCGGGCUACGUCCGGCACGGCCGACUCAACGACGCGAGAACCGUCUUCGAUGAGAUGGAAGAGACUAACAUCGUUUCCUGGACGUCGCUGCUCUCGGCCUAUGCUUCCAAGGGAGAUCUCGAGCAGGCAAGGAUCUUGUUGGAUUGGUUUCCAGAGUGGGAUCUGUUCUCCUGGAACGUUCUUCUCUCCGCGUAUGUUCGUCACGGAAGGUUGGAGCUCGCAAAAGAGUUCUUUGAUGGGAUGGAGAGGAAGGAUCUCGUCUCCUGGACAGCGAUUCUCUGCGCUUACGCUCUCGACGGCUACGUUGACGAAGCAAGACAGGUUUUUGAAACGAUGCCAGAGAGAAACAUGGUGUCUUGGAACUCUAUGCUCGUCGCUUAUGCCAAGAACGGGCAUCUCCAGCGAGUGAGGAGCCUGUUUGACACGGCCGAAGAGCACGACUUGGUCUCGUGGAACGUUGUGCUCGCUUCCUACGCCCAGAACGGGCAUCCCGAUCGAGCACUCGAGAGUUUUGGAUGGAUGAGGUGCUGCUGGCAGUGCUCUCCCGAUGAGACGAGCUUCGUCAGUGUCCUGGUGGCUUGCAGCUAUGGUGGAGACGCUUACACUGGCCGAUCCCUGUUUCGUUCGAUGCGAGUCGACCACGGUCUGGAUGCUACCAAGUUCCACUACUGCUGCUUGGUCGAUCUCAUCGCUCGAGCCGGGUUCCUGGGCGAUGCCGCGGAGCUGAUCGAGAGCAUGCCUUUCGAGCCAGACGCGAUGGAGUGGACGUGCUUGGCGGCCGCUGCUUGCAAGGCUCACAAGAACAGGGAUCUGGCAUCGCUCGCGAUCGAGAAGCUGUUUGAGCUGCGCAGCUCCAAGGAUGCUGGAGCUUACGUACACUUGUUCUCGAGUGUUAGCUGGGUGUUCCACAGCAAGUUUUCACGAUCUUGGGAGCUGCGAAAAUCAUCCAGACCGUGCGAUAACUUACGUUGACCACUAUUGGACUAGAGUUGACUGCUCUAGUCAAAGCUCUAGAUUUUUUUU